Messenger RNA from Nelumbo nucifera (sacred lotus), 1127 nucleotides. RefSeq names its product Ribosomal protein L10 family protein. Gene Ontology annotation, cellular component: nucleolus; preribosome, large subunit precursor. Lineage: Eukaryota; Viridiplantae; Streptophyta; Magnoliopsida; Proteales; Nelumbonaceae. The record is from RefSeq and is a predicted model, not a curated record. Gene Ontology annotation, biological process: nuclear-transcribed mRNA catabolic process; ribosomal large subunit biogenesis; ribosomal large subunit assembly. Gene Ontology annotation, molecular function: RNA binding.
CCAGCGGACCAAUCCCUCCGUAUAAACCUAAACCCACAAAGAGGAGCUCCCCUGGUUGAAGGGGUUUUGAAACGUAAGGCAGAAGGGGAAGCCGCCUUUGCAUACGCUUCAUCUAUUCAAGAAUGCCGAAAUCUAAGCGUAACAGGCCUGUUACACUAUCGAAGACUAAGAAGAAGGGGAAGGAGCACAAAGAAGCAAUUGUCAAUUCAAUAAGACAGGCCAUAGACAAUUACAAUUCAAUAUAUGUUUUCUCUUUUGAGAACAUGAGAAAUCUCAAGUUCAAGGAGUUCAGGGAACAGCUUAAAUCCACAAGCAGAUUUUUUCUGGGAUCAAACAAGGUGAUGCAAAUAUCUCUGGGAAGAUCUAUUGCUGAUGAAGUAAGGCCUGGCAUUCACAAAGUUUCUAAGAUCUUGCGUGGAAAUGCUGGACUUUAUUUCACUAACUUGCCAAAAGAAGAGGUCGAAAGAUUGUUUGAACAAUAUGAAGAGUAUGACUUUGCUAGGACAGGAAGCACUGCAACUGAAAAGGUGGAGCUUAAAGAAGGUCCUUUGGACCAGUUUACUCAUGAAAUGGAGCCAUUUCUGCGCAAGCAAGGGAUGCCUGUUCGAUUGAACAAAGGUGUGGUGGAACUCGUGUCUGACUUUGUCGUGUGUGAAGAAGGAGAACCACUGUCACCCGAGUCAUCACGCAUACUGCGUUUGCUUGGGAUCAAAAUGGCUACUUUUCGCCUUCACUUAAUAUGCAGGUGGAGCCCCGAUGAUUUUGAGCUGUACAAAGAAGGGUUGGAUCUUUCCGAUGUUGAGUCAUCAUAGGUGCGGGUAUGCUCAUUCAUGCAGCUGUAUACUACAUGAGGGGAGUGGUCUUCAUGUUUAUUUUUGGCAGCGGUGAAGAUAUUCAAGGAGAUGCUUGCAAUCUUGUUUUUCUUGCUUUUCUUUAAACUGCAUUGCAAUUAUCUGCUCCCACUUGGGGAUAUGAUUGUAAUCAUAGGGCUUAAGGGGUGAACUUUUUAAUAGAUUUAAAAACGAUUGUCAUAAUGAACCAAAGUCAAAUUUUGUGGAGUAACUUGUUUACUUCUUUCUAUCAGCUAGAAUCAAAUUUCCUAUACUUCACUAGUGGGUUGAAUUGAA